AUGUCUGCGACACUCAAGGCGUCUAUCUCGCCUGUACCUACGGCAAAUGACUUCUUGGAUAUUGUACUUUCGAAAACUCAACGCAAAACCCCUACCGUUAUUCAUCCUGGGUUCAAGAUCACUCGUAUUCGUUCCUUUUACAUGCGUAAGAUUAUGUUCACAAAAGAUGCGUUUGUAGAGAAGUUGCAGGCUAUCCUGAGCGAGUUUCCUGUGUUGGAGAAUUUGCAUCCCUUUACUUCGUCGCUAAUGAAUGUCUUGUACGACAAAAAUCACUACAAGCUAGCCCUUGGACAAAUCAAUACGGCUCGCCACUUGAUCGAGCAGGUCGCCAAAGAUUAUGUGCGAUUGAUAAAGUUCGGAGACAGUCUUUUUCGCUGCAAGCAGUUAAAACGUGCGGCCUUGGGUCGUAUGGCGACAAUCAUGCGCCGCAACAAGGACCCUCUGGCAUACUUGGAGCAAGUGCGCCAACAUAUUUCCCGUCUUCCCUCCAUUGAUCCAUCCACUCGCACACUGGUAAUUUGCGGAUACCCGAAUGUGGGCAAGUCUAGCUUCAUUAACAAGGUGACGCGUGCAGAUGUUGAUGUGCAGCCCUAUGCAUUUACCACCAAAUCGUUGUUUGUCGGCCAUAUGGAUUAUAAAUACCUUCGUUGGCAAGUGAUUGACACGCCCGGUAUCUUGGAUCAUCCUCUGGAGGAAAUGAAUACUAUUGAAAUGCAGGCAAUCACCGCGCUGGCGCAUUUGCGCUCGGCCAUUUUGUACUUUAUGGAUCUCUCCGAGCAAUGUGGAUACACGAUUGAGGCGCAGGUACAGCUCUUUAACAGCAUCAAACCGCUUUUCGCAAACAAGCCGACGUUUUUGGUUGUGAAUAAAAUUGACGUGGCGCGACUGGAAGAUUUGGAUGACGAGCGUGCACAGAUGGUGCGCAGCGUCCUUGAUGAGUCCAAUGGAAAUGUUCAGCUGAAAGAGAUUAGCACGUUUACCGACCAGGGUAUCAUGGAUCUGAAGCAAACAGCGUGUGAGACUUUGCUCGCUACGCGGGUAGAAGGCAAGAUCCGCGGCCCCAAAGGAGACGCGAUCACGAACCGUUUGCAUGUCGCUGUCCCGCAAAGGCGCGACGAUGUGGAACGGAAGCCAUACGUACCUGCUGCCAUUGCGGAAGGUACGCGCAAGAAGUACAGCCUUGAUGACCCCGCGCGCUUCAGGACUGAGAAGGAUGUUCAAGAGGAACAGGGUGGUGCUGGUGUGCACAACAUUGAUAUGAAGAAGUGUUACAUUCUCGAGAAAGAGGACUGGAAAUACGACACCAUUCCUGAGAUUUACGAAGGCAAAAACAUUGCUGAUUUUGUGGAUCCCGACAUUUUGAACUCGCUCGAUAAGCUUGAGCGCGAAGAGGAGAAGCUUGAGGCCGACGGCUUUUACGAUGAAAGCGACGAGGAACUUAACGAAGAGGAAAGGCAGGUUUACUCUGCCGCACAGACAAUCAAGCAGCGGAAGCAACAAGCCAAACUUCAGGCGCAAAAUAAAAAGACUCUUAAAGCGCGUGCUCAAAUACCCAGGACCUUGCAGCACCGCUCUUUGUCACAAUUGUCGGAAAGCAUGCGCGCUUCCGGUAUCGAUCCGAGCAAUAUUGAGAGGCGCGCUGAGCUUCUUGCGAAAGCGAAAGGAUUGGUCGGAAAGCGCAAGAGCCGCAUGGAAGACGACGAAGAUGUGGAUAUGGAUGAGAACGAUGACACUAUGGGCGACAGUAUGUCUGUCGAGGAAGCGACUCCGGACGAGACGCAUCGUAAAAAGAUGCGUAGCACGUCCAGUAAAGGACCUGCUACCCUUACGCGCGGAAAAAGCGCUACUACGGCAACGACGAACAAGUCGGGUGGCCACGUGUCUGCACGCGCAGGCGCUGCGCGUAUCCCUGCAAGUCAGCGUCAGUUUGCGGGUCUCCACGAUGAUAGCCAAGAAAAGAAAGCACGCUCCCUGCACAGCUUCGGUAUUCGUGGCCGCAACAUGGAGGCGCGUGCAAGUGAGUCUGACCGUCGCAUCCCAGAAACCAUGCCUAAAUGGCUCUUUGCCGGCAAGCGCGGCAAAGGUUCUACGCGCAGUCGCUAA
Molecule: messenger RNA, 2103 nt
Organism: Malassezia vespertilionis
Lineage: Eukaryota; Fungi; Basidiomycota; Malasseziomycetes; Malasseziales; Malasseziaceae
Gene: NOG1
Product: Nucleolar GTP-binding protein 1
Exons: 1
Coding region: 1-2103 (700 amino acids)
Biological process (GO): ribosomal large subunit biogenesis
Cellular component (GO): nucleolus
Molecular function (GO): GTP binding; RNA binding; GTPase activity
Source: RefSeq, a predicted model, not a curated record